CACCGGUGGUGAUCGGGUUUCCGGUUUUCCUCUUUUCCCGUGAAAAGACAAAGGUCUUCGUGGCAAUAAAGAAAACAUUUACAACCUGAAAUGACAUACCGUGACCCACGACUCGUUUCCCGGUAGCUAUUAGCCCUUCGUUUUAACCGGGAAGGAAAUCGGUGUACGUUGCGGUGGCAGUGUACGAGUGGAUCACGCCGAGCGGAGCAGCAGCCAGUGUUAGCAGAGUCAAAAUGGCGUCUGUUCGCCCCACUCAACGGCCGUUUAAUCCAUCUGUGAUUAUCCCCGAUAGCUAGAUUCAGCGAUCGGUGACUAGUUUCGUAGUGUUUCGGUUUUAGACACUGAUACAGUCGGGGCACAUUUUAGCGUCAUGUCGGACUCGGAGGAGGACAGCCAGGACAGGCAGCUUAAAAUUGUAGUGAUUGGAGACGGUGCGUGUGGGAAGACAUCACUCGCCACCAGAUUUGCACAGGAGGCCUUUGGGAAGCAGUACAAACAAACCAUCGGCCUGGAUUUCUUUCUGAAGAGAAUAAGCCUUCCAGGCAACUUGAACGUGACCCUGCAGGUGUGGGACAUUGGAGGCCAAACGUUAGGAGGGAAAAUGCUGGAUAAAUAUGUUUACGGAGCCCAUGGUGUUCUCCUGGUGUAUGACAUUACCAACUACCAGAGCUUUGAGAAUCUGGAGGAUUGGUUCAGCAUGGUGAAGAAGGCCAACGAGGAAUCGAAUAUCCAGCCCGUUGUCUCCUUGGUCGGGAACAAAA
Molecule: messenger RNA, 761 nt
Organism: Lates calcarifer (barramundi perch)
Lineage: Eukaryota; Metazoa; Chordata; Actinopteri; Centropomidae
Product: ras-related protein Rab-28
Exons: 4
Cellular component (GO): endosome; Golgi apparatus
Molecular function (GO): GTP binding; GTPase activity
Source: RefSeq, a predicted model, not a curated record